Molecule: messenger RNA, 2054 nt
Organism: Amaranthus tricolor (Joseph's coat)
Lineage: Eukaryota; Viridiplantae; Streptophyta; Magnoliopsida; Caryophyllales; Amaranthaceae
Product: probable transcription factor At5g28040
Exons: 1
Coding region: 167-1573 (468 amino acids)
Biological process (GO): regulation of DNA-templated transcription
Cellular component (GO): nucleus
Source: RefSeq, a predicted model, not a curated record
UAAACACAACCCCAACACGCAAUAGAGAGACACAACUCACAUACCCUCAAAACAAACUACUCGUGACCCUUCUUUUCCCUUUUCCUAACCAGCCGGUUCAUCUUCUAAACGUCUCUUCUUUACCUCUCGUCUUCCUUUCUCUCUCCUCUCAAACUCCCCUAUUCCCAUGGCUACCGAGGAAGACCAGCCCAUCUACGCUUUCGACGAUGAUGAAGAUGAUGAAGAUGAUAGUGAAACUCUCAAUGGGGCUGUUCCUGAUGACGAUGUCGUCGUAGAUUCCGAUUCUUCGUCUGGAGAUUCUGCCGCUGUUACUGUCGCUAUACCUUCUUCUGCUUCAAUCUCUGUUGCUGUUCCUCCUCCUAUUACUCCGUCUAAUGCCGUUACCGUUGCUCUUCCUGACCCGAAACGACAGCUGUCUUGUUCUCCGAUUGUGAAUCCUGAGAAAAAGCCGAUCGAUGAUUCUAGAAGGCUUUUUCAACGUCUUUGGACUGAUGAGGAUGAGAUCGAGCUGCUCAAUGGUUUUCUCGAGUAUACUGCUAAUCGUAGUACGACGUUUUCUGGUCAUCAUCAUGAUACGGCGGCGUUUUAUGACCAGAUCAAAUCCAAACUUCAAUUGGAGUUCAAUAAGAAUCAGUUGGUGGAGAAAUUGAGGAGGUUGAAGAAGAAGUAUCGGAAUGUCUUAAGUAAAAUGAGUUCUGGUAAAGAGUUUGUUUUCAAGAGCCCACACGAUCAACAAACUUUUGAAAUUUCUCGAAAAAUUUGGACUAAUUUGUCUCCGAAUUUCCGUGGUGUUGCUGAAUUUGAUGAUGACGAUCAAAACCCUAACCCUAAUGCUAAUCAAUUAGCACUUGCUUGCGCGACUCCGCCAAGGCCGCCAAAUAGCAGUUUUGUUAUCAGUCACAUCAACCUCAACAGUGCUGCGGCUGCAGCCAAUUCAUCUACACCUAUGAUGGUUGAUCAGAAACCAGGUAGUAGUGGAAUUUAUAGCAUCAAUAAUAAUUCUGUUACUCCUAAUAAUGUUGUUGGUUUUGAUGUCAUGAUGUCAAAUUUGAAUAUUCCUGCUGCGAAAUUGUCGUCUAGGAAGAAGCCUAGGAUUGGGAAAAUUGAUGAAAAGUUUGUGAGACCUGUGAAUUUGAGUGGAAAUGUUGGUGUAGAGGGUAUGAAUGUCGAUGAAAAUACUAAUGUUAACAACAAUCACAAUAAUAAUAAUGUUAGUAAUAUUAGUACUAAUAGUAGUAAUAUCAAUCUUGGUUCAACAAUGCAAGGGUUGAUAGAGGAGGCAGUGAGGAGUUGUUUGUCACCAAUGGUUAAACAGUUGGUGAAUAAUACUGUGAAUGGGGCGGUGUUUGGAGGCAGUGGUGGUGGGAUUAAGGGACUUGGGUCAUUGUCUUUGAACGCGGUUCCUUUGAGUUUGUCAGGGGUGAAUGUGUUGGGCGGUAGUUGUGGCAAUGUAAUGGGUGAUAAGUGGAGAAAACAGCAGAUCUUAGAGCUUGAAGUGUAUUCAAAGCGUUUAGAGUUGGUUCAAGAUCAAAUCAAGAUGUCGUUAGAGGAGCUCAGAUCGCAAGGGAAUUAAAUGUCUGAUUUAGAAAGGUGAUUGGGUUAGGUUAGUUGAUGUAGAUUUGUGAGUUUCUCUGAUUAAUUUUCCCUGUUUGAUCGGUGGUCGAACAUCGAUUUGGCUGAUAUAAUAUCUGUAGCUAGUAACUCAGAGUUGAUACCUUUUUUCUUUCUUUCUUUUAGUUUGACAUAAAAGAGAGCUGUUGAAUAAUGUUGAUUCUAGGUGACGCUCCUUGCCGAGCUUAAUUUCAUGUAUAGCAACGAAUUUAAUAGAUAAAGUGGAUCAUAUUGACGAAUUAUGUACUUCAAGUCUUGUUUUUGGCUUUUCGUAUAGUUGAUUACUCCAAGUACUAUGUACAGCCUACUUGCUGGAUUUUCAAGUAUUUAUACAUCUGUGGGAUGGAGGUGGAGUUAUGUUGUUGAAUUGGCCUAGUAAUUAGUGAAUUUUCCAGUGUUUUUUUUCUUUCUAAAUUCAAUUACAAAUUGCUGUUACUUCUGAU